AUACACAAGUGAGGAAUGGAAAAACUGGAACCGUGCGAUAUUGAGGUGCGCCAGGUGUCCGCUGGCGAAGCAGCGGAUAUGAUGACCUUCCUGCUGGCCCACUACUAUCCCGAGGAACCCACCACGGCGGGCACAAGUCCGCCGGAACCGGAGGCAGCCGACAAGGAGUUCCUGCUGUCCAACGUUCCCUUCGGCACCUGCUUCAUGGCGAUCGCAGAGGGCAGGAUCGUGGCCGCCGUGGUGGCUGGGCCCAAGGACGCCCACGAACCGGAGCACAUGGUCGAGGAGGCCCAGAAGCAUGCCGGCGGCAAGUGGGGACGCAUUCUCCACUUGCUCUCCGCCGUGGAAUCCGCCACGGAUGUGUGCCGGCGCUUCAAUGUGCCCACCAGCGUCCAUGUCCACGCCUUGGGUGUUGAUCGCCAGCAGCGCGGUCGCAACCUGGGCGCCCGCCUCAUGACCGCCGUUGCCCAGCGGGCCAGGGACUUGGGCCACCGGCUCGUCUCCGUCGACUGCACCAGCGUCUACUCCGCCCGGUUGGUCCGGCGACUGGGCUAUCAGCUGGUCAACACCCUGCGCUACGUGGAUCACUUGGACGAAAGUGGACAACAGGUUAUUCAUCCACCGCCUCCACACGAAUGUGUCCAGACCUUCGUGCUGCAACUCUAGAAAAAAAAUCCCCAGUUGCCGGGGAACCUUAUCACCUUAUCAUCAUAAAUUCUUAUCGUAGAUAAACAAACAUGUGACAAGCGAAAGCCAUGUAAAAUGUUGUAACUUUUGGCUCUUAAUACUAGUAUUUAUGUAUCAAUUUUUAUUCAUACAUAUAUAGACUUUUAUAACUUAAUAACUUUAAUAACUGUCAUUAGUGUAUUUAUUUUACU
Molecule: messenger RNA, 878 nt
Organism: Drosophila takahashii
Lineage: Eukaryota; Metazoa; Arthropoda; Insecta; Diptera; Drosophilidae
Gene: AgmNAT
Product: Agmatine N-acetyltransferase
Molecular function (GO): N-acetyltransferase activity
Source: RefSeq, a predicted model, not a curated record